This is a messenger RNA of Botrytis cinerea B05.10, 1233 nucleotides long. RefSeq lists its product as hypothetical. The coding region runs from base 219 to 719 and encodes 166 amino acids. NCBI's taxonomy places the organism in Eukaryota, Fungi, Ascomycota, Leotiomycetes, Helotiales, Sclerotiniaceae. The transcript has 2 exons. The record is from RefSeq and is a predicted model, not a curated record. Gene Ontology annotation, cellular component: membrane.
GAUUGCUGACAGAAUUUAGUGUCCGAAAAGUUCCCGAGUUUGGGGGCGGAAAUGCAGAUAUAAAUGUCAUGCCACCACGCGUCAGAAUCUGACAUCCCAUCCAGCCUCCCCAUAUAGCAUCCAUACCUCUCAUUCCUCUAUUCAUCCAACUCCAAAAGAUUACUUUGUCUCCUCUAUCCCCACAAACUCCAGUAUCUUUUUUUUUCUUCGAAAAGAAGAUGACAACCUUCAUCGGCUUCCUCUCCUCUCCCCUCUCUCCCACAAUAAACCACACCGUGCCCUACAUCCUCACAAACUGGACGCUCUCAUACCUGGUCCUCGCUUCUCGCCAUUGGAAACAAUACUACGGCUUCGACCAUAAUGAGUCACCGCGUUACGAUAUCCAGGAAUAUGGGGAACGCAUGGUGAAAGAGGGGAAAUUGACAAAGAGACAGUUGGAUAGGAUUAAGAGGGUGCAGAGCGCGUCGAGUAAUAGUAUUGAACAUUUUGCGUUCUUUUUGGGGUGUAUUAUCCUAGCCCAACAAGCAGGACUCCCUGUUCAAACCAUCAAUCAAUUCGGAUUGUCGUAUAAUCUCGCGAGAAUCGGAUACGGAUUCGCGUACACUUUUAUGGAAACAAGGAAUACGAGUGUAUUGAGGACGGUGUUUUGGUGGUGGGGAAAUAUUAGUUGUAUUGGUGUUUUGUUGAAGGCGGGGAGGGCGCUUAAUGAGGGGGUUUGAGGGGGGUUGUGGGUUGGAGGGGUGAUUGGUUUGUUUUGGAAAGGUAAUGGGAGAUUGGUAGAUUCCUAAUACUCAAGAUAUACCGGAGUCCCGUUUUCUCUCAGUGGAAUUAAACCACCAUAUUAUCAAGGUGGAAACCCCUUCGGCCCAGUUGAUGAUGCUCAAUAGAUGUAGCCUGUAUACUACUCAAUGGUGCGUCUAGAUUUCUCUUUAAUUGUGCUCAUGUCCAUUUGUUUCUCCUCGUCAUAAUACAACUACUGCUAAAUUUAUCAUUCGGAUUAACUUUCCACUUCCGCUCAUUAAUUCGCAUUGAAUUGAGUGAACUCCCGGGCAUCGCUAGCAAGAACAUUAUGUUCGUAAGGAAGAAUUUGGACUUUUUCCUACAACUAUGCAGUACAGGCAAGAUCUGAUACUGUAUAUUUCGGGGUGCCAGAGAGAUAUUUUAGAAUCGGAGCUGAUAUUAAGGAACAAGUUAUGUGAGCUGCUAACAGCCGGGCGUGCUGCAUAGCAAGAA